AUGGAGGAAGCGUCUGUGAAGACCAUUGGUCCUGGCUACGGUCGGUCCAUGACCUUUGGCGGUAUGUCCAUGUCGACUACGGUGCUUCUAGAGAAAGAGCAGGAGCACACUGCCUUAUCUGAGAUGCCAUGCCAGACUCAGGGAGAGCUGUUCCCUGCCCGAGGGCAGGAAGAGAUGCUCAGGCAGCAGGUGGAAGAGCCACAGGAGAAUGGCCAGAACAUCAAGGCAGAGCCACAAGCAGAGCUGCCCAAAGCUCAGAGUGACAUCAUGGCAGUGAAGAGAAAGAACAAGGAAGACAUGGGAAGAAUUCAAGAGGAGAAUCUCCAUCAGCAGAGGGGUGAUCAACAAAACCAGGUGAAUGAAAGAGUGGCAGCCACUCCACUCAUGAAAUGUCCUCUCUUUUGUUUGUUAGAGAACAUGAAGGAACAGCUGGAUGCAGAGCUUCAGACAGCUCACAGUAUGAUCAAGGCAAGGCAUAAGCGGCUGGAGGAAGAAAUGAAAAUCUUCAGAGAGAAACUUAAUCGCUUCCGUCAGUCUCUGCAAAACCAAGUGGCCAUCAAGAAAAUACAGCUUCAAGGACUGAGGAAGAACAAACUAAAAGUCAAUGAACUCAUAGUCAUGAAGGUGAACAGGAAUCCCAACCUGGUCAGCUGUUUAGACAGCUACCUUGUGGGUGAGGAACUGACCCUGGUUAUGGAGUACAUGGAUGGAGGCACUCUGAGCGAUGUCAUCAGCCAGACCUACCUGUCGGAAGAUGAGAUGGCAGCCAUCAGUCGGGAGUGCCUGCAAGGACUGCAAUUUCUUCAUUCAAACCACAUCAUCCACCAAGAUGUGAAGAGCAGAAACAUCCUUCUCAGAACUGACGGUUCUGUCAAGCUGGCUGACUUUGGCCUCUUUGCUCAGCUCAGCCCUGAGCAGGGCAGACGGAGCUCCGUGGCCGGCGCUGCUGGGUGGCUGGCGCCUGAAGUGGUGACAGGUCAACCAUGUGGCCCCAAAGUGGACAUAUGGUCUCUGGGAAUCGUGGGCAUCGAAAUGGUGGAACGAGAAGUUCCUUCCUGGAAUGCAACUCCUGUCUUGCCUCAACUCCUGAUAGCCACAGGAGGAAGACAAAAGCUGCAGCAGCCCAACCUAUUUUCAUCUUGCCUGCGUGACUUCCUGAGCUGCUGCCUGCAGACAGACGAGGAGCGGCGCUGGUCUGCCAAGGAGCUCCUGCAGCAUCCAUUUGUAACAUCAGCCGAGGCUGCAUCCACCCUGGCACCACUCAUCAUCUCAGUGAAGAGGAGGAUGGAGAAGCAAACAGCGCUAUAAUCAUAUCAGGACCAUUUUCUCCAUAGCCAUCUUAGAGUAGGAUUGUAGAGUAGGACUGUAGAGUAGGAUUUAGAGU
Zonotrichia leucophrys gambelii is the source of this 1384-nucleotide messenger RNA. Its product is annotated as serine/threonine-protein kinase PAK 3-like. The record is from RefSeq and is a predicted model, not a curated record. The transcript has 9 exons. Gene Ontology annotation, molecular function: protein serine/threonine kinase activity; ATP binding. Gene Ontology annotation, biological process: regulation of actin cytoskeleton organization; regulation of MAPK cascade; protein phosphorylation. NCBI's taxonomy places the organism in Eukaryota, Metazoa, Chordata, Aves, Passeriformes, Passerellidae. The coding region runs from base 1 to 1308 and encodes 435 amino acids. Gene Ontology annotation, cellular component: cytoplasm.